ACGUCUUUGCUUUGGUCGGUAGCCGAAACGGCAUCGAACUUUAGAAUGACCAGAAACUAAGUCCGAAUCAGUAACACUCGUGGAAUUAAAGUGGAGACAUGCCAGUAGGACUGUUUCCUAGCAACAGAUCAAGACGUAUCUAUAGGAGCCAGGCGGUACAGCAGGAUGUCUAUAGAAGCUGAGGCGUUACUGCAGGAGGCUAAGGAGAGUAUAGAAGCAGCUCAGAAUUACAGGAGCGAACUACAACAACGACUACAUGGACUCAGCCAAGCACGCAAACAGGUACGAGGCAGCUCGUCUCAGGCCAGAGAGGGGUUGAAGCGUCAUUUCUCAGAGCUCCAGACGGCUGUGACCCGCCUCCUGACGGAGCGUCUGAGCGUGCUCCUUAGCGAGGUGGAUGUCAUCGAGCAGGACAGCGUUCGACCGCUGGACGACUGCCAGAAACUCAUCGAACACGGAGUCAACACUGCAGACGAGCUGCUCCGAGAGGGUGAGGUAGCUAUCCGUUGUGGUCUGGGGGAGAAGGAGGACCUGCUGGGGUGUUUCACCAAGAAGGCCCUUCAGAUCCAUCUGGACAGCCUCCCGGAGGUACCAGUGUUAGUAGACGUGCCGUGUGUGUCUGCCCAGCUGGAUGACUCUCUGCUGUACGCGGUGAGAGACAGAGUGUCACGACACGGAUCAGUCUCUUCACACCCUCCAGUCCAGAUAGAGGAGCUCCAGGAGAGACCUGGCAGUGUGUUAGUACGCUGGUGUAAGGUGGAUGAUGAGUUUGCGGUGCAGGACUACCGUCUGCAGUAUCGUCGCUCAGUGUCUGGUCAGUACCCAGGUCAGUACGAGGACACCUACAUCGGGCCGGAGCAGGAGUUCCUGGUCCUACACCUGGACCCCCACACUGAUCAUCUGUUCAGGGUGUGUGCCCGGGGGGAGGGGCGUACCGAGUGGAGCCCCUGGAGCGUCCCACAGACAGGAUACACCACACUGGCACCCCAUGAGUGGUGUCCAGGCAGUGAGGGCUACAUCCUCAGCAGUAGAAGGAACAUCGCCAUGCGGAGUGACUCGUCCCCCUCUAAAGCUGGGGUUCUCUACUCCAACGCCCCGACCUACUUCUGUGGACAGACGCUCACCUUCAAGAUCUCUGCCACCGGCCAGGUGGACAAGCGGGACAGUAUCGGGGUGUGUGGGGGGUGUGAGGGAGAGACAGAGUCUCUGCAGAGGGACCAGGCUGUCUGCAUCUCCACCAACGGAGCAGUGUUUGUCAACGGUAAAGAGAUGACCAACCAGCUGCCUUCCAUCACCCUCGGCUCUGCUGUGACCUUCGAUAUGGAAGUGGUCAACCUACUUCCUGUUAGCAACAACAACCUUAGCGACGGAGGCAACUUCAAGCUGAGGGUUACGAUUGGCUCAGGGAACCGGGAAGUGGUGUUUGAUUGGCUGCUGGACCAGGGGGUGGACUGCCUGUUCUUUGGCUGCUCCUUAGCCCACCCUGGUUGGAAGGUGCUGGUGUUCUGAGGCUGCUGAUUGGACAGCAGACCUGUCAGUCAACACAAAGGGACAAGCAGGGUAACAGUCCUGUCUGCUGGAGUUGUCCUGUCCCAAAUCAACCCCUAGACCCAACCCCUUAGACCAGUGCUAUUCAAACUUUUUUUUAGCAGGGACCCUAUUUUGCUGUGUGCAAUUUCUCAUGAACCCAACCCAAAAAUAAUUUUUAAAAACCAGUACAUUUUAGAUUUUUACAUCCACGAAUAACCCUUAAUUCAUUACAUUUACAAGAAACCAAAAUAAAUAUACUUUUCAAAUA
Oncorhynchus gorbuscha (pink salmon) is the source of this 1798-nucleotide messenger RNA. Its product is annotated as cytokine receptor-like factor 3. The record is from RefSeq and is a predicted model, not a curated record. The transcript is spliced from 11 exons. Gene Ontology annotation, molecular function: protein binding. Bases 166 to 1509 code for a protein of 447 amino acids. NCBI's taxonomy places the organism in Eukaryota, Metazoa, Chordata, Actinopteri, Salmoniformes, Salmonidae.